CAGGAGAGCUUGCUGGUUCUGCGCGGAUUGGGCGUGCAGACGAGCGAGAGCCCGGGGACGUACCUGGCCGGGGCGGCGACGCGGUUCAUCCCGACGGAGAAGAUUCAGGAUAUUCUGGUCAACGAGGCGUUCCGCGGCUUUGAAGUCAGGUAUUAUCUUGUGGUGGUGGUGGAGGGCGAGGAGGAUGUCGUGGUUGUGUUUCCGGGCUUGCUGCCCAAGAGGAAGAUUGUCGAGACGGUGUGGAGAGGGGUGAGGGAGUGUUUGUACGAGGGGAGG
This is a messenger RNA of Trichoderma virens Gv29-8, 276 nucleotides long. RefSeq names its product putative GPI-15 component of glycosylphosphatidylinositol-N-acetylglucosaminyl transferase complex. The record is from RefSeq and is a predicted model, not a curated record. The annotation marks the transcript as partial. The transcript has a single exon. Gene Ontology annotation, biological process: GPI anchor biosynthetic process. Lineage: Eukaryota; Fungi; Ascomycota; Sordariomycetes; Hypocreales; Hypocreaceae. Gene Ontology annotation, cellular component: glycosylphosphatidylinositol-N-acetylglucosaminyltransferase (GPI-GnT) complex.